Elgaria multicarinata webbii is the source of this 3806-nucleotide messenger RNA. RefSeq names its product family with sequence similarity 151 member A (gene FAM151A). The transcript has 7 exons. Bases 268 to 1089 code for a protein of 273 amino acids. The record is from RefSeq and is a predicted model, not a curated record. NCBI's taxonomy places the organism in Eukaryota, Metazoa, Chordata, Lepidosauria, Squamata, Anguidae.
CCAGAAUGCUCCAGCCAGCAUGUUUCUAUCUAAACAAGCAUAGGAUUGCACCCUAAAUUAAUAUUUUUCACAUUUGACACUCCUGUGUGGACAAAGCUUUUAAAUGAUCAAAUGUAACAAUCCAAGUUUUACAGGGUGUGUUUUUCUUCAGGCAACUCUCGCUCUGUUUGCAACGAUGCCACCGCAGCAAGAAAACUAAAACCCAACCACUUCUAAACAAUAACAAGAGACAUAGUACCCGGUCCUACCUUCUCUACAAGUGGAGAUAUGUUGGAUUAUCUGCUAAAUCUGGGGAAAAUAGACAGAAAAGACGGAUUACUGGUCACCUGGUACCAUGCUGCAAACAGAAAGAGUGAGAUGGAAGAGGCUUUAAAGAGUGAUGUUAUGGCCCUGGAAUCCGAUGUCACCAUUGAAGGAUACAACACACCCAAUGAAACGGACAGGCCCAUCAUGGCCCAUCCCCCUGACAUCUACAGUGAUAACACUCUUCAGGAAUGGCUGGAGACAGUGCUUAAGUUAUCCGAUAAAGCCAUCAAGCUGGAUUUCAAAAACAUCAAGUCUUUUGGCCCAUCACUGGAUAUCUUGCUCAAAACCUCCUCUCAGCUAAAUAUUGACAGGCCUGUGUGGCUAAAUGCAGACAUUCUGAAUGGCCCAAAUGUACCCUUUAACACUGCAGUGAAUGCAAGCCUAUUCCUUUCACUCAUCCAGGAGACGUUCCCAAACUGCACUGUUUCCCCAGGAUGGACAACGCUCUAUUUGCCUUUCUUUCCAAACAAGACCUAUACACAGAAAAUGGUUGAGGAAAUGCACAGCCUUGUGGGAAAGCUGCCUCAGCGAAUCACCUUCCCCGUGAGAGCUGUCAUGGCAAGGCUGGCCUGGCCUCAUUUGAGUUGGCUUUUGAAGCAGUCCAACAGGUACAGCCUGACUUUGUGGCAAGGGAAGACUGAUCCAGUAAGAGUAGAAGAUCUCCUAUUUAUUCGAAAUAAUAGCCAACCUGAACAAAUCUAUUAUGACCUCUUUGAUCCUGUUUUGUCUCAGUUCAAAGACAUAGCAUUCAGUUCCUCAAGAAAUAUUUUCACCCGAGUGUGAUGGAUCCUUUGUAGAGUUACCUGGAAGCCACGGCUGCAUCAACAGGUUGAGAAAGCCAUUGCUUGACAGGCUAUGCUUAAACCAUCCCAUUUGGCUGUGACCACUUUAAAACCAGUGUUAAAGCAGAAGACAUAGUACUCAAGAAAGUGACCGAACAAAUGAGAGAAAUUGAACCGAACUCAUUAACUGAUUUUGAACAUGAGUGUUAACAAGAUAUGUCUGAAGCACCGUCAGUAGAGUAAUAAAUUGCGCCUGGAGUGUCAGGUGGCUGCUUUGGCCAGGGGCACCUUUGUCCAGCUUCUACUGGUGCACCAGUUGUGCCCGUUCUUGGAGAAGGCAGAUCUGGCCACAGUGAUCUAUGCCAUAGUUUGCAAUUCCAUGUAUGUUAAGACAGAAAAAACCCUACAGUUCCCAGCAUUCCCCAACCAGCACCUCCCAUUUAUUCUACUGCAACACACUGUAUGUGGGAUUGCCCUUGAAGAGCGCUCAGAAACUGCAGCCAGUGCGAACUGGGGUGGCCAGCCUGCUUUCAGGUAUCUCCCUUAUUGACCUUAUUGUACCUGUUUUGCAUCAUUGUGCUGACUGCCAGUUUAUUUUCAGGGACUAUUAAAUGGCUGGUCCUUACCUAUGUCCCUAAAAAAUUGGGUCUAGGAUAUUCAAAAGGCCACCUCCUCCUUUAUGAUCCCAUCCAUGGUUUGUAGGCCCUGCUGUGUGUUUUAUCACCAAAGUUAGAGGGAACAUGGGACAAGGCCUUCUCUGUGGUGGCACCCCAAUUGUGGAAUACUCACUCUAAGGAGGGUAGGCUGGCCCCGCCUUAGUUUAGUUUUGGGUGAGCCAUUAAAAUGUUUGUACUGCAUGGCUUUUGAAUGAUUUAAAACACAUUAGCUCUGCUCGCUGUAUUUAAAAGAUUGUUUUUGUACUGAUCUUAAUUUUGAAGUGUUAUGAUGUUUUAUGGUUUAAAAAAUUUUUAGGCGCCAGUCAUAUGUCCAUUUACCUUGGAAUAAGCCCCAUUGAACUCAGUGGGACUUGCAUCUGAAUAGACAUGUACAGGAUUGCGCUGUCAAAAUUUUAAAUUGUAAGUCACUUUGUGGGCCCUUUCUAGGCCGGAAAGUAAAGAAACUUUAGAAGGGUUAGACAUUUUAAAAACACCGUUUUUAUUAGCACUUAAAGGCAGAUAGGCAAAGUUCUGUGUAAUUUGUGCUUUGAAAGACAUGCAGGCUCUGCACCAAAGUAAGAAACUCUGUUUCAAGAAAAGGCAAAUUAGAUAACCUAAGUAAAUUAUGCAAAUCGAAUUGACCUGCCUCUUUAUUUCAUAUUGUUUAUUCUAUGCAGAGCACUGGCACUCCAUCUGUGUGGAUAGUGUCAUUAUGGAGUCUAAUCACUAGGUGGCACUGGACUUAGUUGUAUCUGGGUUUCCUGUUGCUGUUCUUGCUGGAGAGACAAUAAAAGUUCUCAUCUAGCUUCCUGACUGGUGCGUCCUCUAAGCCUCCCAUGACACCAUCCAUCUACCUGACUCUAGUCUCUGAAAUUGAUUAUUCAUGGUUCAUAUGUUUUCAAUAUUAUUUCUGGACCUUUAAAGUGCUAGGAACUUGAUUUCUUUAAAAUUAAAACUGAGCUAUUGAUGUCUGUUAUUGAUGACUUCCGUUUUCAUGCCUGCAUACUGAGAGUGCGGAAGGAUGGAAUACAGCAAAGCAAGAAAACAUUACAAGCAAACUGAAGUUGGGCAGAUAUCUGUAGCCUUCAGCCAUUGUGAUGCCAGGGCCCACAGUCAGUUCUAGCGUACACUGUGUUACACAAGUGCCUUCAGUCAUACAAUGUCAUCACAUGCACAACAAGUAGCUCAACCUCUGUGACCUACCCUGGUGAUAGGACAGGUAAAUGAAACCUUCCCCGAGUGUUAUAACUACUGUCAGAAGUAGGGAGUGUAUGGGGUUAAGUCAGAGUUGGGAAACUUUGACCCUCUGUAAGUUGUUAGGCUUCAACUCUCAUCAGCCCUAGUCAGCAUGGCCAAAGGGCAGGGGUGAUGGGAAUUGUAGUCCUACGACAUCUGAAAUGCUAAGGUCCCCCAGCCCUGGUUAAGCAAGUGUACACACAAAGCCCUCUGAAGUAUGAAGAGAAAAGGAAGAUGUGAACACACACACAACUUCACAUGAGUCGUGAGGCAUCUCCAGGGAUGAACCAGGCAGCCCCUUCCUGACAAAUGCAAAAUGAGGAUUCUUCUUUUCUUUAUAAAUACACUUUUAUUGCCAUUCAUUUCAAUAAACACCCACAGCUCUGAGAAGCAAUAAAAGAUACUGGAAGCCAGGACCGAUAAGAUUUGUGCCAAAGCAUAGGAGACAAGGCAAAACGGAAGAUCAGGUGCUUAGUGAUCAAAGAAGAGAAGAAUAUUUCUGCCAAACUACAAGAAGGUCAAGUCUGAAAGAUCUUUACAUGAGAGAAAUAACUGCUCUGUGACAAAAUAACCUAAUCUCCCUCAGGCUCUGCCUGAUAAAAAAAAAGAAAGAACAGACAACUAUCCAACAUUCAGGGAAGACUAAGGAAGACACAUUCAUAAAGAAUGUUUAAAAUUUCAUCACACAUGUGACGUGAUUUAAUACUUUGUUGCACUUGUGUAGUGUGUCCUGAAAUAAAGUGGUUACUUAAUGCUGAAAGUACCCUCCACCAAUUCCAAUAUUAUUCUGUAGAUCCUUACAAUAAAGAACAAUAUUUCCUAUGAA